UGACGUCCAGUUGUUGAUGCUGAGAUGGAGGAGAAACUUAUCAUUGCAGUGUGCGGCUACCCGGAGCUGUAUGAUACUACGUGUCUACUCUACAGAGACAGCAACAAAAAGGAGCAGGCUUGGGUGAAAGUCGCCGAGGAGACUGGUCUACAUGAAUUGGAACCGUACCUGGUACACUACUAAUCCAGACCUCACCCAGUGCUUCCAGAACACUGUCCUUGUGUGGCUGCCAUGCCUCUACCUCUGGAUAUGUGCCCCCAUCUACCUCAUCUACCUCCGCAGUCAUGACCGUGGCUACAUAUGUAUGAGUCACAUCAACAAAGCUAAAACUGCUGUUGGCCUUCUGCUGUGGAUUAUCUGCUGGUCAGAUGUUUUCUAUUCUUUCUGGGAAAGAAGUCACAGCACCAGUAUCCCCGCACCCGUCCACCUAGUCAGUCCCACCUUACUGGGCCUCACCAUGUUGCUGGCCACCCUGUUAAUCCAGUAUGAACGGAUGAAGGGGGUUCAGUCAUCUGGAGUGAUGCUGAUCUUUUGGCUGCUGGCACUGCUGUGUGCCACAGUCACCUUCAGAUCCAAGAUCUUCCAGGCCCUGGACGAGCCGUCAACGGUGUGUUUGUGGAGGUACACCACCUUCUAUAUCUACUAUGCUCUGCUGCUGGUUGCUCUGUUCCUGUCCUGCCUGACAGACCGGCUCCCCCUCUUCUCUCAAGCCGUCAAAGACUCGAAUCCCUGCCCCGAGCCUGGAGCCUCUUUCCUCUCCAGAAUAACCUUCUGUUGGAUCACCAGGAUGAUGAUGACAGGCUACAAGCGCCCACUGGAGGAAAAGGACCUGUGGUCUUUGAACUCUGAAGACCGCUCCCACAAAGUGGUUCCAAAACUGGUGCGCCGCUGGAACACAGAGUGCCAAAAAGUCAAAAGGACAGAGCAGAAAACUUUGUACUCCCCCAAGCGGGUCAGUCACAAUGAGGGCAAAGAAGGCAGAGCUGUGGAAGAGUCUGAAAUCUUGAUUGUAAAAACCCCCCAGAACACAAGGGAGCCUUCCCUGUUGUGGGCACUGUGCCUAACCUUCGGACCCUACUUCCUUAUCUCCUGCCUCUAUAAGCUCAUCCAGGACGUCCUCAUGUUUGUUGGGCCUGAGAUUCUUCGGCUGCUGAUCCGCUUUGUCAACAACUCCAGUGCUCCCUCCUGGCAGGGUUACUUCUACACAGCUCUGCUCUUCAUAUGUACCUCUGUGCAGUCGCUCAUCCUGCAGAGGUACUUUCAUGUCUGCUUUGUCACAGGCAUGCGUCUGCGCACUGCCAUCAUCGGAGCUGUCUACAGGAAGGCCUUGCUUAUAAGCAACGCAGCACGCCACACCUCCACAGUGGGCGAGAUGGUGAACCUGAUGUCAGUAGACGCUCAGCGCUUCAUGGACCUCAUUACUUACAUCAACAUGGUAUGGUCCGCCCCUCUGCAGGUGGUGCUGGCCCUCUACUUUCUCUGGCAGAACCUGGGUCCAUCCGUGUUGGCUGGAGUGGCUGUGAUGGUUCUGAUGGUUCCUGUUAAUGCUGUGAUCGCAAUGAAAACCAAAACCUACCAGGUGGCUCAGAUGAAGAGUAAGGACAGUCGCAUUAAGCUGAUGAAUGAGAUGCUAAAUGGCAUUAAGGUGCUUAAACUGUAUGCCUGGGAGAUGGCCUUCAAGGACAAGGUCUCAAAAAUCCGUGAGAGUGAGCUGCAAGUCCUUAAGAAGGCUGCCUACCUGGGUGCAAUGUCCACCUUCACCUGGGUCUGCGCACCUUUCCUGGUCGCCCUGUCCACGUUUUCUGUGUACGUACUGAUUGACGAACGAAACGUGUUAGAUGCCCAGAAGGCCUUUGUGUCACUGGCACUUUUCAACAUCCUGCGUUUUCCUCUCAACAUGCUGCCAAUGGUCAUCAGUAGUAUGGUGCAGGCCAGCGUGUCAUUGAAAAGGCUGAGAGUGUUUCUUUCUCAUGAGGAGCUGCAGGAAGACAGUGUGGAGCACAAAACAGUAGCAGGCUCCCCACAUAGUAUUUCCAUUGUGGAUGGAGUUUUAAGCUGGUCUAGAGCUGAAUCACCUGCACUGAACAGGUUGAAUGUGUGUGUCCCAGAAGGCUCUCUGGUAGCCGUGGUGGGACACGUGGGUUCAGGAAAGUCCUCACUGCUUUCUGCCCUGCUCGGAGAGAUGGAAAAACUAGAAGGAACUGUGGCUGUCAAGGGUUCGAUGGCCUACGUUCCUCAGCAGGCCUGGAUCCAGAAUUCCACACUGAAAGACAACAUAAUAUUUGGUCAGGAAAGGAGAGAGGCCUGGUAUCAGCGCGUGGUGGAGGCAUGUGCCCUUCAGCCUGACCUUGAGAUCCUUCCUGCUGGAGACGAGACAGAGAUUGGAGAGAAGGGAGUGAAUCUCUCUGGAGGUCAGAAGCAGAGGGUAAGCCUGGCCAGGGCUGUCUAUUGUGACCGUGCUGUCUACCUGCUGGAUGACCCGCUGUCUGCCGUUGACGCUCACGUAGGAAAACAUAUCUUUGAUCACGUCAUCGGCCCACAGGGACUGCUGAAGGACAAGACUCGUGUGCUGGUGACUCACGGACUGCGCUACCUGCCCCAGGCCGACCUGAUCCUGGUCAUGGUGGAGGGAGAGAUCACAGAGAUGGGCUCCUACCAGCAGCUCAUGGCCACAGAGGGAACCUUUGCUGAGUUUCUGCGAACAUACACUGCAGUUGACCACACUGACAACAAUCAUGAGACAAACUCCAAACACGCUGCACUUUACACAGACACACCUGUUGUAGAUCUCAGUGAGUCUGUGCCAAGGAGUGGAACCAAAGGAGUAGAGAACAGCAGUGCACCUGCUCGUGUUGGCAGCAGUCCAGAUGCCAGCAAUGUGUCCAAACUGUCCCAGACAGGUAAGGAGGACAAGGUGCUGAGCAAAAAUGCUAAGGAUCCUGAGGUGGGCAAGCUGACAGAGGCUGACAAGGCCAGCACUGGACGGGUCAAACUCUCUGUGUUCUGGGCUUAUCUAAAAGCCAUCGGAGUGCCUCUGUCCUGCAUCAGUCUGCUGCUGUUCCUCACCCAUCACCUGCUCUCACUGUUCUCCAACUACUGGCUGAGCCUGUGGACUGACGACCCCGUGGUGAAUGGCACUCAGCCCGACAGACUAAUGAGACUUGGGGUGUACGGUGGUCUCGGCCUGUUCCAGGGUGUGGCAGUCUUUGGUUACUCCCUCUCCACGUCCAUCGGGGGCAUCCUGGCAUCCCGCUACCUCCAUCAGUCCAUGCUGUAUGACGUCCUGCGCUCACCUAUGUCCUUCUUUGAGCGAACCCCCAGUGGCAACCUGGUCAACCGCUUUGCCAAGGAGAUGGAUACCAUUGACUCAGUGAUCCCCAGUAUUAUUAAGAUGUUCAUGGGCUCUAUGUUAAAUGUGUUGGGUGCUUGUGUUAUCAUCCUGAUUGCCACACCACUGGUAGCUGUCAUCAUCCCUGCUCUCGGUCUGCUCUACUUUUUUGUGCAGAGGUUUUAUGUGGCAUCAUCUCGCCAGCUAAAGCGUCUGGAGUCAAUCAGUCGUUCACCCAUCUACACCCACUUCAGUGAAACACUGCUGGGCACCUCCGUUAUCCGAGCCUUUGGUGAACAGGAGCGCUUCAUCCAUGAGAGUGAUCAGCGGGUGGACCACAACCAGAAAGCUUACUACCCCAGCAUCAUAGCAAACAGGUGGCUGGCUGUUCGCCUGGAGUUUGUAGGAAACUGCAUCGUGUCAUUUGCAGCUUUGUUUGCUGUCAUAGCCAGAGAAAACCUCAGUCCAGGCAUCAUGGGGCUGUCUAUCUCCUAUGCCCUCCAGCUGACUGCCUCUCUGACCUGGCUGGUGAGGAUGUCCUCUGAUGUGGAGACCAACAUAGUGGCUGUAGAGAAAGUUAAAGAGUACAGUGACACAGAGAAAGAGGCAGAGUGGAAACAUGAGCCCUCCAGCCUCCCCCCAGGGUGGCCCACUGAUGGCUGCAUAGACAUCAGAGGCUUUGGCCUGCGCUACCGCCACGACCUGGAUCUCGCCAUUCGCAACAUCACCAUCAGUAUAAAUAGAGGAGAGAAGGUGGGCAUUGUUGGGCGCACCGGAGCAGGGAAAUCUUCCCUAACGCUCGGGCUGUUCCGGAUCAUCGAGGCAGCAGAGGGUCAGAUCUUCAUUGACGGGGUGGACAUCACUCAGCUGGGCCUCCAUGAGCUUCGUUCCAGAAUCACCAUCAUUCCACAGGACCCAGUGCUGUUUUCAGGAUCUCUGAGGAUGAACUUGGAUCCUUUUGACAGCUACUCUGAUGAGGAAGUAUGGAGGGCUCUGGAGUAUUCUCAUCUCAAGAGCUUUGUGUCCAGCCUGCCAAACAAACUCAGCCAUGAGUGUAGUGAAGGAGGAGAGAACCUCAGUGUGGGUCAGAGGCAGCUGCUGUGUUUGGCCAGAGCUCUCCUGAGGAAGACCAAGAUCCUGGUUCUAGAUGAGGCCACAGCAGCUGUGGACAUGGAGACAGACAACCUGAUCCAGUCCACCAUCCGCUCUCAGUUUGAGGACUGCACUGUCCUGACAAUCGCUCAUCGACUUAACACUAUCAUGGACUACACCAGGGUCCUGGUGUUGGACAAGGGAGAGAUGGCAGAGUUCGAUUCCCCCUCCAAUCUCAUCGCUCAAAGAGGAGCUUUUUACAAGAUGGCCAAGGAUGCAGGGCUGGUAUGAAGCAGCUCACUCUGUCCAGCUGCUCCUCUGAGUCCCUCCCAGCUUGUCUGGCUCCCUGCUGUGGAGCUCCUCACUUACAGAGGAAGAGGGAGAUUGUUAAGAUUUAGAAUGAUGGACUGUUUAAGAAAGGGUGUUGAUGAGAACAACAGGUUUGGUUUGAUCUGCUCCACCAUACACUUCAAUCCUUAUUUAACUACACAACUCCAUGAUGCCUGUCCCAAACAACCUUGCAUCUUUCUGUCAGCCUGGGACAUCUCUGUACCCCCUGAUUCUUCCCACCCCUUUGACUUUCUGUUACUGCCAUUUCUGCCAUGGACCAGGAGGUGAGAUAUUCUAACAAGGGACAUACUUUAUACGGCAUUCAUUUAGACAGAGCAUUGUACCUGUGCUUGAACAAAGGGGAGGAGUUGUACUUCCCUCCAGGCAGAAUUCCUGCAGUCUAUCAGAAACAGUUCACUUGUGGUUGUGAUAUUCAAUGCUGAAGUCAGUGGAGGACAAAAAGGUUUGUUCCAUAAGUGCUAAAUUAUUUUGUGCCAAAUACUGUCCUCAGAAAUCCCAGCUAUUUUGCAGAUUUUAAAAAUCAGCACUCAUUUGAGAAGAGGAUCAUGAUUUGGGAGACUGCUUACACGGACAGCACAUUCAAGUAGGCAGUGAGCGUUCUCAUUUAACAAACAGGAGCAAAGGUCAAGGGCCUGUGUCCACAUAGGGUUUUUUUUCCCAACACCAAUGUCUUUUUUUCAGUCAUUCCCAAUGUGGUGAGAGCAUCUGCUUAGAGGAAAAGCGUUGCCCCCGGCAUCUUUAUUCAGAGCGUUCUCCCUUUUUUGUGCGGCUGCUUCAAAUGCAUCUAUAUAAAAAUCUCCAAAUGUUUUCAGAAAGGAGCUGGUGAUGUCACUGCCACUCUUUUAGCUAGGCCACUAUCAUAACAAAGACAGAAAAGCCCAUCUGUGGAGCUACAUUUGUUUCUUUAUUGUUCAAUCAAACAGAGUAGGUUUUGCAAUCAAAAAAAAGAUUUGAGAGCAAAAGUAUUAAUAUUGUAAUCAAAAAAUGUUUUAUUGCAAGUAAAAAAUUAUUGAUUAAAAAAUGCAAAUCCUAAAGUUUUGUUUGCAAAUCCUAAAGUUUUGUUUAUGAGUAAUUUUUUUCUUUUUGCAAGUCAAAAAGUUUUGCGAGUAAAAAGUUGAACCUGGUGGGCUGGGCCUAAACUGAAAGCUGUAAGACACAUCUCUAUUGGCCAGUCUCAAUUGGAAUGACAGCUUGCAAAGCAUUUUUUUUUCUUCGUCUCUUGGUUUAUUGGCGGAUUGCAAACAAUUUAAAGGUGCAUACCGACACCUACUGUACAAGAGUGUGCAACAUCAUGUCAUUUAGCCUGUUUCUUAUACUCUACUCAUCAGGCUAGUACGCUUGCAAACAUGGGAGGUCUGUAGUUCACGGGGAAUUCAGUGCAGGAGCUGUGGUGAAAAUCAAUUCUGAAUUCGGGGUCCGUUUUAAAAAAAAAAUAUUCAUCCACAAGAGUGGUGUGAUAAAAACAUAUGAUAUCCACACAAAACCACAAAACCUGCUACCAAGUGAUGUAAUACACAUGCCAAAGCAGUAGGUGGCGAUGUAACUUCUAACGGAAAGGCCACUUUAACCAAUCAGAAGUCAGAGUCAAUACCGGAAUAGGGAAGUGCGGAAAAUAAAACAACUACACUACCACGAAAGCAGCGACAGGCCUGCCACAGGAGGUCUGACCCGGCCAGAUCCAGAACCUCUGUUGGCAGGCCCGUUGCUGCUUUUGUGGUAGUGUAGUUGGGAUAGCUAGCAACAGGAACAACCUCCUGCAUUGGUCAUUAGGUCGAGCAGCUGGAUAUGCCAUCCAAAGAGAGUAGAUAGCACACUCACAAAUAAAGUUAGUGUGACAUAUAGGGUAUUUUUGUGUAUCUGCCCACUCAAUUGUGACAUUAUUUUAUGCAUAUGAUAUUGAUUUUUUAUCUUUACAGAUACCAUACAGACACCCCCAUUCAAUUUAAAGCAUAACUGAUUUGAGUAAAGGCACGAGAGCAAAUCUGGGUAUAUAAAUGGUUGGUUCUCCAGUUGGCAGUUGCACCAAGAGUAAAGCUACUGAAGACCAGUAAAAUCAACGUUUGUUUUCAUUUAUUCUUUCAGGUGGGUAAAUGUCACCUAAGCACCUUCAGAUUUUAGUAGUGUACCCUUAAUAGAUAAUUUGUUUAUGUAGUUUGUAUUGUGCUUCGUGAUAUUGUUUAAGGGAACUGUAACGUAAGGUAACUGCAUAUGAUUGGAUGGAACCGUCACUAAUGCUAACGUAGUUCCUGCAGAUGAACUAUGCAGAGCUCACUGAAAUUGAAGAGCGGACGAGGAGAGAGAGGGAGCAGUGUUACUUCGGUAGCACAUAUACUAAAAUUUCAACAGGCAGAGGAACAUGUCCGAAUCCAGCUAAAGGUAAACACAGACAUUCAUUUCUCCUUUCCGUUAUUUUGUCGGAUAAUUAUACUAACAAUCCGAGCCUAUCUGUGUGGAAAAAAAUGCACUUUUAGUGGAAGUAUUUUGACGUUGUUUGAAGCUGUCUGAGUGCCCUAUUAUAUUAUAUAGCGCAUGCUCAUGGGCUGCAGGCAGGUCAGCCCUAGCUUCGUAGUGGAGAAAUGUCAAAUAUUGAACAUCCUAUCACUCAUUUAGACAAAAGUAGAUUGGAAAAUAGGACCCAGAUUGAAAAAAACAUUAGUUCCCCUUUAAGCUGUUAUUACUUUCAUUUUGACAAUCUAAUCUGUGACAACACAUUAGUUAAGGUUUUAAAGACUGUAACUGUUGGUAGCUGUUGUUGAUUUUGUUUAAAUAUGUUGAAUUAUAAUUUUAUGGGUUAUUGUUUGUCGGACGAUUGAGCUAAGCUAACUAACGCUAACGUCAGCUGUCACUUGUUGCCAUAGCAACGGUAAACAUUCGCAUACAGGCAGAGUGUGAAUAUAGUUAAGACAGGACGUGGGAUUUUAGUAGUUAGUAAACUUUUAGAAAAGAGCUAUUUACCGUCUCUCUGAUGUCAAACAGUGGAGACAGGUAAUAAAAUACUGUGGUUAUCCUAUCUACACGCAACCGCUUGCGCCGGAGUCUUCCAAAAACUUCACCCUGGACUCCAGUUUUGUCAGCGUUGUGUCAGCCACCAAGCUAAGAGAUAUUGUUGUCCUAGAAACAAAAUCCACACCUAGCACAUAAUUAAGAAAAAAGAGCUCUGAGUGUAUUUUUAAGAAGCAUUCUCAUAAAGUGCUCCCCAGCAGCCUGCCACCGCUUUUCUGCCAAAGAAAAAUGCUGUGUGGACUCACACCCCUAAAGGUCCAGUGUGUUGAAUCGACAAAAAUGGAAUAUAAUAUAAGUAUGGGGGGUUUUUUUGGUGUAUAAUCAGCUGAAAAUAAAAAUCAUGUUGUCAUUUCCUUAGAAUUUUGUUACCUUAGAGCCGUUUUUAUCUACAUAGGAAGCGGGUCCUUGUUUACAGAGUCUGCCAUGGUGCACUGCUGUAAUUCUACAAUAGCCCAGAACAGACAAAACAAACACUGGCUCUAGACAGGGCCAUUUACGUUUUUGCAUUUGCAUUGUGUCAGUGAUGAGCAAAAAAAGAAACAGAAGUGAAACUGCUCUAUUUUGUUUUUACUGGUUUAAUCACAAAGUCCAUUUGUUUCAAAGAUGAAGAGACCACUGUUGAUAACUUUGCUCACAGUAAAAAACUGAACAUCUGGAUCAGAAAAAAGGUGAUCACACAGUAGCAGCUGCUAAUCUAAUAACCAUCUUCGACACGCCAAACGGUGAAGAAGAAACAUUGAUUUGUAACAUGAAACUGUCAGCUGUUCUUGUACCUCCUGAACAAUGAACACUGAAGGAAUUCUAACCUGGAGAAGUUUCAGCUGGUUACAAUCUGCAGUUCACCACUAGACACCACUAAAUCCCCCCUAAAUCUAACACACUGGACCUGUAAGUGAGACAUUCCUGAUUCAUAACUGCUUUGUCUGAAUUCCAUACUAUGUACUAAGUGUCACAGGGAACAGCAGGAUGUAACAUUCUCAGGAUUGUUUCCUCUGGGGGGUAGUGUUUCCUCUGAGGGGGUAGUGUUUGCUGUUUCCUGCUCUCAGUUUUACAUUUGGAGCAUCAUCAGGAGCAUGAAGAUGUGUUAGGAGCAACAGCAGGUGUGCCAGUCAGAAGCAACCAAUACUGAACAUUAAAACAUAAAUCAAAGCUACAAACGCACAAACUCCAGGAAUCUGUUGGACAGACUCCUCUUGACUGUUACUUUACUUCCAGCACUGACUUUUUAUUUAUUGUGUGUUUGUGUGUGUUUUCAACAACUGCUUCAAAUUGAUGUGUUGAUGUGAGCUGCUUAUUAGUUUUGAGGCUCUGCUCCUACCAAACAACAUUUUGUUUUUGGGAUUUUGAUUUUAGGUGAACUCUAAUGAGGUCCCGAUGUCCUGAAUGUGCACAAAAUGGACAUUGUAAUCUUUUUUAGGUUCAUUUUGACUUUUUAUGUACACGACAUAUCUGAAUUGUUUACAGCUAACGUGAUGCUUUAAAGAGAUGGACGCAUGCCCACAGUAUGAGUCUCAGUUUUAAGCUGAUUUGACCCUGUGUUACAUUUCUGUGCAUUGUUGUAUUUGUGUCAGUGAGUUCUUGUGUUAUUUUAAGUGAAUAAAGAUUCUGAGUGAUUGUUUUGAUAAGGUA
This is a messenger RNA of Epinephelus fuscoguttatus (brown-marbled grouper), 9403 nucleotides long. RefSeq names its product ATP-binding cassette, sub-family C (CFTR/MRP), member 1 (gene abcc1). Gene Ontology annotation, cellular component: basolateral plasma membrane. The coding region runs from base 152 to 4711 and encodes 1519 amino acids. The record is from RefSeq and is a predicted model, not a curated record. Gene Ontology annotation, molecular function: ATP binding; ATP hydrolysis activity; ABC-type xenobiotic transporter activity. The transcript has 31 exons. Gene Ontology annotation, biological process: glutathione transmembrane transport; xenobiotic transport. NCBI's taxonomy places the organism in Eukaryota, Metazoa, Chordata, Actinopteri, Perciformes, Serranidae.